Molecule: messenger RNA, 4059 nt
Organism: Schistosoma margrebowiei
Lineage: Eukaryota; Metazoa; Platyhelminthes; Trematoda; Strigeidida; Schistosomatidae
Source: the annotation of a GenBank genome assembly
GGCGCGAUUUUUUGAGUAUGGAAUGGCAAGCUAAAACUAACUGGGUUUAUAAUAAGGGGAAAAAUCACAAAUCGGAAACUUUUAUUCGUUGAGGAUUUAUAAAGAGAUAGUUAUUGAUUUUGAUGGAGUAUGUAAAGCCAACAGGAUGCUAUCAGCCUCUGACAUCGGACCAGACUCCAGCCUCUUCUCUAGCUGAAGAUGUAGCUUUUGCUGAUAUUACGAAAGUCAGCCCCGAAGAAUUUGCAGUAAGUGUGUCAUAUAAAUAAUACCGCAGAAACAAAUCACUUUGAUAGAACUUUCGUACUUUAAAGCCAUACAUAGAGAGGAGUUUGCAAGUUUAAAAUGGAAUGGCAGGGAAAAACACUUGUGCGCUCCGAAUAUCGUUGCCUCAACCAGAUGGUUUAAUCAAGUAAUUUAUGUUUGUGCUUAAACGUUUUCAGAUUAAUUUCUGGGUUCAAAAAGAAAUCUUAAAAUACUCAUGCGUUUCAAAGAGAACUGAGAUGUUGUCAUUUUUUAUCAAGAUUUCCAAAGUAGGUUUGUGUUUGUUUCUUCAAAUGUAUUGCACUAUCAUAUCACACAGUCCGUCAAACUUCGUCUUUUCAUGUUACCUAAAGUUACCGAGACAUUGUUUUAGAUAUAUUAUUUCUAUUUAACUAAACACAAUAUGUUUUCAAACAGCCUUUGAAAUUCUGUUUUUGUUUACUCCAGAAACUUGUGGAAUUUAAUAAUCUGUACUCUGCUAUGUCAAUAAUAUCUGCUCUACAAGUGGAAUGCAUAUAUCGUUUGAGGCACACAUGGGCUGGUCUCGGAAACAAAGAUCGUGCAGCGUACAGGCGUCUGGAGGAGCUUUUCAGUCAGAAUGAUAAUUGCCGCAGACAGCGUGAACAUAUGAAUUCUAUCAGUCUUCCUGGUAUCCCUUACCUAGGUUUAUAUUUGUCUGAUUUAACGUAUACAAAUGUUGCUCAACCGCGUAUAAAUGGAAAACCAACUGCCGUAUGGUUCACAAAAAUCAACUCGAUUAUUGAUAAAAUAGCAUAUUUUCAACAAUCUGAAUACUCCUUUGCUGUGGAUGAAACUCUCAAUGCAUAUCUAUGUGCUCAACGCUACAUAGAAGAGUUACAGAAGUUUCUAGAAGAAGAUAAUUAUAAAACUUCACUUAUUUUAGAACCUCCUCCUACGUUACCCACACCAUCCUUGUCAUAUUUACCUCAGAAAAUAUACGGAACAACUUCCUCAACCAUCUCUAGUUCCAAUAAUAGCAAUCUAGACAAUAGUAAUAUUUUAAAGAACCAAAAUAGUUCAUCAACAAACGCAUGUCAUUCAAACAAUACUGGGUUAUUAUUUGACGGGCGGAAUAGUGGAUUUGGAUUCCGAUCACCGUCAAAGCUGUCAAAUUUUGUUCAUAAUACAAAAAAUUCUCAUCAUUAUCAAAAUCACAGUCGUCAUGGGUCUAAUGUCUCAUGUAAAGGUGCAACAGUUAAUUCUAGUUUCGAAGCAGAUCUAUUACCUACACUGAUGACGAAACACAUUACACAUUCAAAUGACCAUAUAAACAAUUCCAUACAAGUCUCUAAUUCAAACAAAUUAUUGGAGUGCAAAACCGAUCAGCUCAAAUCUAUGCGUAAAGUAUCUUGGGAACAAACUGAAGGCAUUACUAAGGACGAGACAUCUCAAUCACAACAUCUACGGAAAGAAUUCUCCACAUUACCUAGACCUAAAACUAAAAAUUCCCUAAAUGUGACAGAUUCCGAUUUCCUAUGCACUUCAGAGCCCCAGUCUAGUACUCAAGAAUUGGAGUUUCUUUUUCCUGAACAUACAAGUUCACAGUUGCCUCCAAUUCCACCAAGACCAUUUAUUGAUUGUGAACAAACAAAACAUUCUACUCCUAGUCGAUCGGAAUUAAAAUCUGAACAACUAAAUCUCAGUCAAUCACUCGUAACAACUGACCAAUGUAUCAGUCCGAAGUUAUCGUCUACAAAUUAUUGCAAAUCGUUUUCUGUUAGUGGAUCACUUCCUGUUAACGAUGUUUCACAAUCAAAUAUACCAGCUACGUCAUCAGUCACUAAUCUUUUGUCAGAAUUGAGUUUAUGUUCUAUGAAUGAUGUAUUCAACUCGUCUGCGGUUGCUGUAGCCGCAUGCGCAACUUCUUUAAGUGCCGUAGAUGCUUCAUGCACCACACCAUCUGCACCAUUGUCAUCAUCAUCUGUAGCGGCGAUAAAUCCUAGCUGUGGUAAAUUUGACGAUGUACCAUCAUCAGAUAAAUCUUUUGAACAUCGUUUUUCAAUACUUGCUACAUCAACUCCACCGGAAUCACCAAAUGUCAAACAAAAUUCAUCAACUACGGAGGCACACAUCAACAACAGUCCGUGCAUUUCAUACUCGUCAGUAGUCCCUGACUAUUUUGGUGUUAGAGUUAUAUGUCAAGGUGUUGUUCAACGUCGAACUGUAUACCGUUUCACACCAACAACAAAUACCAAUCAAAGUUUCGACACUGUUUGUUCAAAUAGUCCUAUGUUUACAUCGUCAAUGCAUGCUUCUAAUUCUUCUCUAUCUGGUUCUUCAGUGAUUGUCUCGGGAUCGACGGCUACAAGACAAAUGUUUCACAAUCCAUCCUCUGCGUGUCGACCAUCUGGGUUCUCUAAAUGGCGUCGUUUGUGGGCUACUUUGGUAAUGGUAGGUGAUGGUCUCACUGCCUACAUGAUUUAUUUUGAACCAAAAGUAAAGAAUGCAGUCUACCGCAAUCAGUUUCAGGCUCAUCAAUGCCAAAUACAUUGUCUGUUUAGUCCUCCUGCACUUAGUGCUUUCAAUUGUCAGAGUAAAGGGAAUAAUUUUAAAAAACUACAGAAUCCAACUGAUGACCCGGCAGAAGUAGACGUAGCUGAGGUUUCGGAGCUUCUAACAGAAUCAGACUGCAAAUCCGAGAUCUGUACUAAUAUUCAUUUUAAAACUGAUUAUGACCUUCCAAAUCCCAACUUAUUCAUGGCUGCGAAAGCAGAGCCUGGUAAACAUCGAAAUGGUACUUUAGACCCAGACUCCUUUUUGCUGACUGACUUCAUUCUUGGCAAAACCUAUCGCUUUCGACCAAUGGUUUUUCCCGCAGAAAACCCUAAAACUAAUUCUUUACCAAAACCUGACACUAUUCGUUCCAGUGGAGCAUUAAAUUGGUUUCUUCGUAGUGGCCUACAAAAUUCCCGUGCCUGCUCUAGAGUAUCUCAGUCAUCUGGACAAUCAUUUUCGCCAGAAGUAAAUAGCCCUGGUCGUACACGUGGUCUAUCAGCUCCGGGAUCAUUUAUUCAUCCCUAUGUUGGUUCUCGUUCUUCUGUUAAGAAAGGCAAGAGAGUUGCUAUAACUGAACUUAGAGACUCAUCUACACUCGAAUGUUUAUCGACCAACGAGAAUGUUGAUCUAUGGCUAAAAUGUAUUCAGUCUGUUAUGGGACAAAUCUAUAAAGCGUAUCUACGCCAAAUUGUCUCGUCGCACUGUACGACUCAAUCAAAAGCCACAAAUAGAACAAAUGACAUUUAGUCAUUCAUGGAUGUACUUGUCAACAGUUUUGGUCAUAACAGUCAUUUGUUUGCAUUUCAUUGUGCUUAUUUAGUCACGCUUGCUUACCAAUUUUUGUUUCCUUCAACACUAUUUAUCCGGUGUUUUCAUUCUCUUUGGAUAAUUUAAAAUACUACAUGUACAUAGAUUUUAGUCGUUUAGAUUGUUUGUGUUUUAUUUUACUCGUAUGCUUAUUAAAUUCAGGUUUAUUUCUAUUUUACAAUGAUUGAUUUAAAACCUUUACUAGUAUAGUUAAAUGAAUUGUUUUGAUAUCUUAUUACUUUAUGUAUAACUUACCUCUACACCCAGUGUUUUGUGCAUGUAGAAGAUAUUUUCAACUAAUCAUUAUGGAUUUUAUUCUUUUCUAGUUUAAUUUUACAUCCUUCUGUCAUAUACCUUGAUAUUUCAGACUCAAUCUUUGCAUUUGUUUAGCUCUGUGCUAAUAAUGAUUUCCGAGUACAAUUUUAUUUGUUAUCAAAUGUUUAGUAAUAUAUUCUAUUACUUCUUUUGUCCAUU